UAUAUUCAGUUCAGUCCUGAACAAAUUUUUGAACUAAUAUAUUACAAUUUCGAAAAUGAUCCAGGGCCGUUUCUGUCGGCGAGGAAACUGGAUUAAAAUAAUAUUCAUAAAACCUGCGCUUGGGCAUGGAAAACGAUAUUUAAAUAAAAAUAAUCAUGAAGGAUAAAGCAUUUAAGACACAAUCAGGAGAGACCGAAAUAAAAGAAAAUGCGUCAUUGCGAGCAAAAAAUUAUCCAGUGAAUAUAAUUCAUAAUUUUAAGCUAGACGAAAAUAGUGACCCCUCAGCCAUGACAAAAGAUAAUACAGACCACAACGAAGUCAAGGGAGGAGAAGAUGAUGACAAACUCGAUCGAAAAGAUAACAAUGGCGACAUUAAUGAAGAAAACAAUGUGAGUGACGUGAUCAAAGAUAUGGACGACAUACUGGAUCUGGUGGGCACCGGACCCUGGACAUACAGAGCCUACGCAGGUGCCACGUUCGCUGUGAUGACAAUUGCCGUGAAUUUAAUGGGAGCAGAAUUCACCGCUCCCGCAGUUCCCUUCUCCUGCUCAGACGAUCUGUACGAUGACGUCGCACCUGUUAACGGAACCGAAUGCUUCGUGGUACUGGUGCAAAAUGAGAGCUUCACCUCAGAGCGGCCAUGCCAGCAUUUUACCUUUGACAAUUCAACAUACGGCAACACCAUCACUUCUGAGCUGGAGCUGGUGUGCUCCAAGGCGGUUCUCCAGUCAAUGUACCAACCAGCCUACACGCUAGGAGCAGUGCUUGGAGCGAUCUGUGGAGGCUGGAUGCCUGAGCAGUGA
This is a messenger RNA of Hyalella azteca, 803 nucleotides long. RefSeq lists its product as uncharacterized. NCBI's taxonomy places the organism in Eukaryota, Metazoa, Arthropoda, Malacostraca, Amphipoda, Hyalellidae. Bases 156 to 803 code for a protein of 215 amino acids. The record is from RefSeq and is a predicted model, not a curated record. The transcript is spliced from 4 exons.